This is a messenger RNA of Spirodela intermedia, 5491 nucleotides long. NCBI's taxonomy places the organism in Eukaryota, Viridiplantae, Streptophyta, Magnoliopsida, Alismatales, Araceae. The record is from the annotation of a GenBank genome assembly.
AUGCGUGGGUAUGGUGCUGAUCUAGAGGUAGGAUCAUGAUCAUAAAGACGUUGUCUUGCCAAACUUCUUGCUUUUAUUCCUUCUGCAGUGGGUCCAUUCAUUUAAUUUUUUUGUUGGUUUAAAUGUUUAACCGUACAUGUUUUUAUCUUCAUUUCAGAGUUUAAAAGAUAAAAAGCUUAAAGGCCAGCUUUCUGUAAAGGAACAGCUUUAUGGCCAAUCUGCGAAAGCUGCUGCAAAAACUGAGAAGGUUCACUUUAUGAUACUUUUUGACAUACAUUACUGAUUUUUCCCACUAUGUAUCAAAAUUCAUGUCUUACAUGGCAAGUAUGCUUUUCUUGAAUCCUGGUUAUGUGAACCGUAGUUGCACAAUUUAGCCAUCUUUUAUUUAGUGCGAUUCUAUUAUUCUCUACUUACUAGGUUUAUCUUGAUACGUGGAAUCGUUAGUUUUAAAAUAUCACACAUCACACAUUUGUUGGCGUGACCGCUGCUUUCCUUUUUUUUCUUGAAUGUUGAGUGACUCUGUUCUUCCUAAGUGGUUUUUUCCCCACAAUUCAGGGUGUAUGUGUGCUAUGAAACUGUCCUGUAAUCUGUUGUAUUAAUUCCUCCUCUUGUGGUGACCAAAUCUCUGCCUUGCUCACCAAUGGGUAUGUAAAUCGUGACUUUUUGUGAGCCUCAGCAUUUGCUGCCUUCACCCUGUCAUGAGUACACAGGGAGGUAAGUUGGUAGAUCAGAAAGUUCUUAAUAGCCGUGAGGGAGGGAUUCCAAAUUAAGUAGAUAUAUGUUUUUCUUCAGGUGUCUGAGAAGUGAUAUGGUGUUAAGAAAUCUAAAGAAUAUCUGAUUGACGAGCUCUGUUUGAUUUUUCGCUAUAAACCCCUUUCCUGAAUUAGAUCAAGAGGAUACUUUACAUGGGAGUCCAUUUCUUUAGAAUAGAAGGGUAUUAAAAUGGAUGCUGCUGCAACUUUCUGGUAACUGGAGGUGGGUAAAUGGCUUAAUGGAAACCAUAAGUUUUGAUGAAAGAGAAGUUAUUGUUGUCCAAGAUAAAGAGCUGCUAAUGUGUAAAAUGAGAUCCACGAAAGAAAAUAUGUUGCGUUUGUGAGAAAGAAAUAAGUGGGUCCAUAACUUAUGGGUAGAGUUUUCAAGCUCUUUAAAAUCGUAAAUCCGAAAUUGAUACCUACUGGUGGCCAACAAAGAACACUAGUGGCAUGAGGGGGUCAUCCAUGGCCUUUCAAAUAGGUCUCUUAAGGCAAGUGUCUCCAUUAAGCAGCCAGGCACCAAUGUCCUCAUGAAGGGGUGAUGGCCUAUCUAAACUUCAAACAGUCAACCUCUGGUGGCCGCAUUGUUAUGUAGGGUAGCAAAAUAGCUGUUAGAUCAUUUUCAUUCCUUGCUUUGCUGUAACAGAGACAGGUUCAGGGAGAUGCAAGGGGGUCCGUAAAUUGUUUGAACAACGACUUCUAGGAACGCUUUCAGUAGAAAGAUAAGAGUUGUGGCUCAACUCGUCAGUUAAAGAUCAUGUGAUGAUGAUACACCAUCAUACACUUGUUCUUAAAAAAAAAUAAUGUGAGCACCAACUUUUGAGGAAAUGUGAGGAGAUACCCUUGUUGAAUUUAAAACUUGAUGCGGAUUUUUUUUGUUUGUUUGUUUGUCUUUUGACCUAGCAUUUAGGCUGUAUGAUGGCAGUAAUAUGAAAAAUCCGUUGUCUUAGUCGCAAUCAUCACUUAUAUUUCCCUUCGUAUGAGGCUGUGGGAUUUUGUGACUUAGUUUUGUUUUUCUUAUUCUGUUCUCAUGUAUUAUUCAAAUAUGAUCAUACGUUUUUGUGUUGCUCUAGAUUGAUAGAAUCUGGUUGGGACCAGCUGAUUUGGGCUAAGUCUAUCUUAACCAAUCCUGAUCGAAUCCCUGCUUUAACACCCUUAAAGUCAUUCUUCACUGUUUAUUUCACAAAUCUGAAAUCAUUUCGUUCCAUUCGUUGUCUAAGGAUUUUAUGGCCAACCCAUUUUCAGAAUUGUAAUCUUUUUUUAGGUGGCACCUGGUACCUGGCAAAUGUAAAUUUGGUCAGGACGGAGUCACAUGAGUGUCAAAGAUGGAAUUAGCAUAAAAAAAUUGGCACAUUCUUUUUGUUUAGUUUUAUGCGAGUUAAAGUUUACACAACCAGGGGUGGUAACCUUCAGAUGCUUUCUGGUGAACUCGAAGGAAUUUCUGUAAAGAGGAAAAUGGCAAGUUUUUCAUUGGACCAUGUGUUCUGAGAUCAUUUACAGCCAAAAACUGAGCCAUGGGUGAAUGUUUAUGCUUAAAGAUAUUGGACAAAAUAAAUGUCAGGAUUCUGGUUGAUGUUAUGACCUUGUUAUAGUUAUGCUAAUUAUUUCCAGUUAGAAAGGUUUGUUUUUUUUAUUUGUUACAAAUUCAUUCUUGGAGCUUCAAGAAUUGCCUUUUUUUGUGAUUCAUUGCAUAACUAAAAGGGUUGUGGGCCCUUAAAAGUUGUUCAUUAUUUAGCUGAUUGAGAUCUGCUAUUUCCACCGUUAUGUGCCCUCAAAGUUGACACUUGUCUUACAUCUUUCAGUGGAUCAUGCCUACUGAGGGAGGUUCCCUGGUGGCUGAAGGUUUAGAAAAGACAUGGAGGAUGAAACAAGAAGAUAUCAUCAGCGAAGUCGAUAUAUUAAGCUCUAGGAAAGCCUGUGAUAUAUCCCUUCGAGGUGGUUUACUUGCAUCUUAUGGGUUUAUUUUGGCAUUUUAGUAGUCACUGUGUGUUCUGUCAUCCAGCAGAUUUCUUCGUAUUGUAUUUUUUUAUGAGGAACUUAGUUUGGUAAUUUCCCCCCGAUGAUGUCCUCAUCAGCACACUUGCAUAUAUUGCAUACGCUGGCUCAAAUUAAAGCAGCUUCAGUUUCGAGAAGCUGUCACACUUUGAUGUUAUUUACGUCAAAAUCCAUGAGGCUUUAUAUUCUUUCCAAGAAAUUACGUAUACUGAAAUGUUUGCUGGUUGUGCAUGGUGUUGCAGAGGCAGUGCUAGGCCCAUACACUCUAGUAUACACCUUGAAUGGACGUAAUAUGCUGAUGGCUGGGCGUAAGGGAGAGCUUGCCACCAUCGACAUGUUGACUAUGAAUCUAAUUAAAAAUUUCCAGGUAAUUCUUUUGUGAGGAAAACUUUAUUUUAGGAUCCAUCAAGAAGAAUGCAAUUAGAGGCUCACGCUGCAGUGCAAUGCAUCCGACAUCGGUGCAAUCAGAAUAAUCCCGAAGAUUAUUGAUGGAUUUUACUGACCAAUGUAUUCAAUUUCUUUUGUAUGGUCGAUGCCCUUAAAUGGUUCUGUAGGCAGGGCGAGGUGCCUUUAUUAAGUGGGAGGUCCUUAAAUAUCUUCACAAAAAUACGUAUUUUAAAAAUAUUUCAACUAAAAGAAAUUAAUAUUCUGGUUAUAGUCACGGCUUCAUGCAGAGGGCAAGGAUGUGAUGCUCACGAGUUUUUAAUGAAUCUCAGGUCAAGGAGACUGUGCGUGAUGUUGUAUUCUUACAGGAUGGACAGACUUUCGCCGCAGCUCAGAAAAAGUAUGUAUUUUCUAAAUAUUUAUCGAUGUAGCAUCAAUUUAUAGCGGCUUUUUGUUUCUUUUAAUGUUUCUCUACUGUGGGUGUAUGAAUGAUUUUAUUCUUUUUUGCCACUGAUUUAUCCGUUCAUCCUUGGUUUCUUUUCUCGCUUUCCCAAAUCAGGUCGCAGGGAUGAUAUUUAUCAGAAAAUCAUCAUUCAUUGCAACGUCAUGCUGAUUUUUUUUGCAUUAAUUAAUUUGUUUGAAGUGUUUUUUUCCUGCUUUUUCUCAAUAAAUAGAGAUUAUUGUCUCCUUCCUCAAAGUAGUAGUUGUGCAUCUUAUACAUUGCAGGGUCUUGAUCUCCCCCAGAUGAUCAGGAGUGGCAGCCAUUUCUAGAAAAACAUAAUUGCCAGACCCUUUUUUUUCCCCAAUUUUUUUUUUAAUGACGUCAUGCAAGAACACCUUUUUCCCUGUAGAUUUUCAUUGAUAUUUGAAACUAUACGUCAAAUAUGAAAUAAUAGUUUUAUUGUCUCCGCUAUCUAAGUCGUCCUUUUACGACGAGGCAGUUGUGCUGGAGCCAUCAUCUCCUCAUCAUCCCAAACGCGUCUAUCACUAAUGGAUCAUCAGCUAGAAAUUAUUAUUUUCUUCAUAUUAUGUCAGAUUUAUUGGUCUUAGAUAAUUUAUUUUCUUGAGCAUGAGUUCCAUCGUCUUGAUCUUGUCAUGGCCAAUUUUACUCAACAGGUACGUGUACAUUUAUAACAGGGAUGGAACCGAAAUCCACUGCCUCAAGGUAGGUAGCUGAUACGAUAUAAUUUUUCAAACAUAAUUUCCAGUAUUUAGUUAGUGUCAUCCACUUUUUUAUCAAAACCAUCUAAAAAGUUAAGUUUUUUUCACUCUGCAUUUUAUUUGGAAAUAAUUGACAAUGGAUGACUGUUAUUUCUCUCCCGCCUGAUGAAAAUCUCCAGGAGCACGAAGCCCCGCAGAGCCUCCAAUACUUGGAGAAGCACUUCCUCCUAUCCUCCAUCAACAAGUAUGGGCAACUCCAUUACCAGGAUGUGAGCACGGGGGAGAUGGUGGCCAACUAUCGGACAGGCCUCGGCGGGGCCCGUGCCAUGCGGACCAACACCUUCAAUGCCGUCAUCGGCCUGGGCCACCCAGGUGGGAAGGUGACCAUGUGGAAACCCACCAGCGUCAAGCCGCUGGUCUCCAUGCUCUGCCACCACGGGCCCGUCACCGCCAUGGCCUUCCACACCGACGGCCGCCUGAUGGCCACCGCUGGCAUGGACCGGAAGAUCAAGCUGUGGGACCUGAGGAAGUACCAGGUCCUCCGCUCCUUUGCCGGGCACGCCAGAACCCUGGACUUCAGCCAGCGGGGCCUCCUCGCGGUGGGCAACGGCUCCUUUGUGGACAUUUGGCGGGACUCUGGUGGCGAUCAGAGCUUCAUGGAUCGGUACAUGAACCACUCCAUGGUGAAGGGUUAUCAGGUGGGGAGGGUCCGCUUCCGCCCCUACGAGGACGUGCUGGGGAUCGGUCACUCAAAUGGCAUUUCGAGUGUUCUUGUCCCCGGCUCGGGCGAGCCCAAUUUUGAUUCCUGGGUGGCAAAUCCUUACGAGACCCGGCAGCAGAGGAGGGAGAAGGAGGUGCGCGCCCUCUUGGACAAGCUUCAGCCAGAGACCAUCAUGCUGGAUCCGGGAAGGAUAGGCACGGUGAGGCCGACAAGGGCGACGGAGGCGGAAGAGGAGGAUGUGGCAGAGGUGGAGAAGGAGGCGGCCAUUGCCGCCGCCAAGGCCUCUGCCUUAAAGCACAAAACCAAGGGUCGGAACAAGCCCAGCAAGAUGCUGAAGAAGAAGCAGGAGGGGAUUGAAAGGGUGAAAAGGAGCUUCAUGGAGCUGCCGCCCGAGCGAGAGAGCAAGAAGCUGAAGAAAACAGAGGAGGUCGAGUUGCCAAGGUCUCUUCAACGCUUUGCCAAGAAGAAGUCCUCAUGA